AAAAAAAAAUGGCGAGUGGUCUUGGGAAACAUAAAAUAUUAAAUGUGGGGCCAACGGAGCCCUGGUCAGUCAGAGAGAAACUGUGCUUGGCUUCUUCUGUCAUGAGGAGUGGCGACCAGAACUGGGUGUCUGUGAGCAGAGCCAUAAAACCCUUCUCUGAGCCUGGUCGUCCACCCGACUGGUUCUCACAGAAGCACUGUGCCUCCAAAUACUCUGAGCUGCUGGAAGCCACAGAAGCACCAAAACGUAAGCGUGGCGAGAAGGGUGAAGUGGUCGAGACCAUUGAGGAUGUCAUUGUUCGUAGACUGACCGCUGAGAGGAUAGAGGAGCUGAAGAAACUCUUGCGAGAUACACAAGAACAAUACAGGAAGUUGAAGAAAGAAGUGGAUCUGAUACAGACAGGUCACAUGGACUCACAACUGAAGGAACUAUGGGCAGAUAUCACACAAAAGAAAAAGCAUGAAGAGGAUGAAGCAGAACAGAAGAGGAAAGCUACAGAAACAGCCUAUCAGGCCCGUCAGGCAGUGAAAAACACACCUAAGCGUGUGCCCAGUGUCACAGUACGCUCUCCUCUGGGUGCCAGCCCCCCCACCAUGGAAUCUCAGGCUGACUCCUUGGUUGUUACUCCGCCCAUGGAUACAGGAGGAGUCAUGGCCGAUGACAGCAUCCCCCAUUCUGUUGCUCAGGGGGUUGGAAUGUUUCUGCCAGUGACAGCACCUGCAGUUCCAGGACUCAAAGAUGGAGGCCUGACUGCUCUGGUUGAUGACUCGCCACAGAAGAGGCUCCUCACCCAGAAGGCUACACCACCGCCGUCACCUCUUCUCUCUGAACUCCUGAAAAAAGCCAACCUCAUCUCAGCCAGUCCCCGCCUGGUUGGAGAGGGGGACUCUGCUGGUAGCCUUGCUAACGGAGUACAGGCAGCAACAGUGGCCACUGCCUUACCAACUGCUCAUGAGAUCAUUACAGAGGGUGAAGCAGACGCUAUGGUGAAGGCUGCUCUCGGUGAGGAGACAGGAUUGGUGGAAGAAGACCUAGUGGCUGUGUCUUACAUGGGAGAUGAAUUGGACUUGGAGACUGUCGGUGACAUCAUCGCUAUAAUAGAGGAGAAGGUGGACGACUCUGUUGAGGCCUUGGAUGCAGCGGCUGUGGAAGCAGCUCUUUCUCUGUGUGAGGAGGCAGUCUCAGAAGGCCACUCUUUGUCUGGCCCCUGGGAGACCCAGGAGCUAAAGCCUUCAGAUCCCACAACCACAAUCCAGGACUCAAACCCUAUACAAGAUUUUCAGGAUGUGACUGUGAUGUCAGCUUUGACCACCUCUGUCUUGGAGCCCCACAGUCAGGCAGAUAUUAAGAGGGAAGAUCAAUUUAAAGGCAACUGUGAGGGACAUGAGGUGACAGGAAGCGAUGUCCUGUCUUCUGUGGCCUCUGAUGAUGGUGCAACAGGAAGUGAAGUUACAGAAGAGGGAAUGACAUUGAAGGAAGCCACUGAAGGAGCAGUGAAGAGUGAAGGGGAAGAGUGGAACCAGCCUGAGCCCAACCCACCUUGCCUUGACUCUGAAGACAGUUCUGUCUCUGGGAAAGAAUCCAAGGAAAUAAAGGAGGAGGAGGCAGGAAGUGAGGGAGACCCAGAAGAAGGGAUGGAGCUGAAGGAGUGUGGAGAGGGGGAGGGUCCUUAUCUAUCAGAGGUGGAGCGAGCAGCCAGUGAGAGUGAAGAUGGGUAUGGCCCCGCCUCCCAACGCUACACAGUGGACUCCCUGGCCAGCAGUCCUGCUUCUUCCUCACAGUUGUCAACCUGUGGUGAGGACCAUGAGGCUGUGCAGGCACAGAAGAUUUGGAAGAAAGCCAUUAUGCUGGUGUGGAGAGCUGCGGCCAACCACAGGUAUGCCAGUGUUUUCCUGCAGCCCGUGUCAGAUGACAUCGCACCUGGUUACCACAGCAUUGUACACAGACCUAUGGACCUGUCUGCCAUAAAGAAGAACAUAGAGUCAGGAGUGAUCCGUACAACAGCUGAGUUCCAGCGAGACAUCAUGCUAAUGUUUCAGAAUGCAGUUAUGUAUAACUCUUCAGACCAUGACGUGUAUCACAUGGCUCUGGAGAUGCAACGUGAUGUCCUGGAACACGUCCAACAGUUCUUGGCCACCCAGCUCAUUAUGCAAACCUCAGAGAGCGCCAUUUCGGCCAAGAGCCUCAGAGGCAGGGAGGGAAGCCGUAAGCCAGGCGAGCCAGCCGACAAGGACAGUGUCCCAAUGGCCUCUCCUGCUUUCCUUCUCUCUCUGUUUGAUGGAGGCACCAGAGGGCGCCGUAGUGCCAUGGAGGCGGACCUCAAAAUGAAGAAAUAGACUAUUUUCA
Thalassophryne amazonica is the source of this 2346-nucleotide messenger RNA. It is a transcript of the gene brd8, whose product is annotated as bromodomain containing 8. NCBI's taxonomy places the organism in Eukaryota, Metazoa, Chordata, Actinopteri, Batrachoidiformes, Batrachoididae. The coding region runs from base 9 to 2336 and encodes 775 amino acids. The record is from RefSeq and is a predicted model, not a curated record. Gene Ontology annotation, cellular component: NuA4 histone acetyltransferase complex. The transcript has 19 exons. Gene Ontology annotation, molecular function: protein binding.